This is a messenger RNA of Penicillium mononematosum, 891 nucleotides long. RefSeq lists its product as uncharacterized. Lineage: Eukaryota; Fungi; Ascomycota; Eurotiomycetes; Eurotiales; Aspergillaceae. The transcript is spliced from 2 exons. The coding region runs from base 1 to 891 and encodes 296 amino acids. The record is from RefSeq and is a predicted model, not a curated record.
AUGGCCGACUCCAGCAGCAGCGGUGGUCGCAGGCCGACCUAUCCUGCCGGAACGAUCGCUAAAGUGGCUACCGACAUCCUCAACGAAACAUUCCAGAACAUCAUCCACGACCUUGUGGCCAAAGUCCACCGCGAAGAGAAGGUGGCGCGCAUGCGGUCCGCGGUGGUUCUUGCCCGACAGAAGGCGGAGGAAGACGCAAUCAUGCCGGAUGAAGCACCUAGCAAGACCUCGACCGAUACAAAGAGAGAAGUAGUUCUCGACACCAAGAAGCUCGCGGGUAUGCGCAUGGAGACGGACGCAGCCGUUUUCAACCGCGGGAAGGUCUUCCUCAAGGGCAAUCCCAUGCAAACCGUGAAGGAGCAUGUGUGCCCAGAUUGCCGCCUCCCAAGACUCAUGUACCCGACCACCGGAGCUAAUUCUUGCCCCCCCCCCGAUCCCAACGCUGAAUACUGUACAAAUGUGCCUAUGAUCGACCUGCCUGGUCAUGAUGUCCACGGCAAACUCUUUGCAGUCAUGCCGAACCCAAAGAAAAAGAAGGGUGACCGAGACAGCACCAUUCCUGAGAUUCCAACCACCAAGUGUCCUAUCUGUCCGCGCUACUUCGUCAUGACCCGUCUCGCCCAACACCUUGAACGCUGCGUUUGUGGUGGUCGCACCGGCCGCAACCAGACCCCAACAGACAGUGGAGCUAGCAAUGGCAAUAGCCCCGGUUCAUCAGCACCCAAGCGCCCUUACGGGGACGACGAUGAAGAAAGUCCCAGCCCAACGAAGAAGAAGAAACUGAAUGGGCCCAAGAAGGGCUCCACUACAAAGCCCGGUCCCAGUAAGCUCAAGCAAUCAUUCACAGUUGAAGACAACGACGAUGACAUCAAGAGCGAAAACGCCGACUAA